This is a messenger RNA of Stomoxys calcitrans (stable fly), 2340 nucleotides long. RefSeq names its product achaete-scute complex protein T8 (gene ase). NCBI's taxonomy places the organism in Eukaryota, Metazoa, Arthropoda, Insecta, Diptera, Muscidae. Gene Ontology annotation, molecular function: RNA polymerase II transcription regulatory region sequence-specific DNA binding; protein dimerization activity; DNA-binding transcription factor activity, RNA polymerase II-specific. The transcript has a single exon. The record is from RefSeq and is a predicted model, not a curated record. Gene Ontology annotation, biological process: developmental process; regulation of transcription by RNA polymerase II. Bases 187 to 2340 code for a protein of 717 amino acids.
CGCAACACACUAUUUUUUGGAUAUUUUCCUACUCCCAAAAGAAAAUUCCUUGUAAAAUUACAUGAACUACCAGAGCAGAGGAGUCAGUUCAUUGCCAUAACUCUAAGAGCUAACAACGAGAAGCGGGAAAUUAAAAAAACCAAAUAUCAAAAAUUUUCCGGAAAAUAAAGCGCGAAAAGCUUUUUUAUGAAAAGCUUUGCAUUUCAACCCAUGGCCACCUUGGGUGUUUUGAAUUACAAUCUACCGCCAGGAUUAACCAUGAAAUUGAAUUCCAACUCAAACAACAAUGGGUCAACCCACACCCCCUCGGGGAUGGCUAAUAAGACCUUCAACAAGAUAACGGUGCAAAAUGUUCUCAGUGAAAAUAACUCGAAUGCCCUGAAUAUAGCCCAGGGAAAUCCCAAUGCCAUAGUGAGAAAAAUCAAAGAUUUCGGUAUGAUUGGAACUGUGAAUGGAGCAGGAGCGAAUUCAUUGAAUUUGAGUGGUACCAAUGGACGCAAAAGAACUUUGGGAGAGAAUACAAAACCCUCAACACCAGCAGCAGGACAAAUGGGUGUCAAAAAAGAAAGAAAGACCCCCUCUAGCGACUCAGCCACAGUGGCCAAGAAACCCAAGCUUAGCAAAGAGGAAAGAACCGCCUUGAGACUGGCCAAAAAGGCAGCCAAGGAAAAUUCCGCCGCUGUGGGCUCAAUCAUGGCCAAUGGCCUGCCCAUUAAGAUACCGGGCACCCCGGGACGCAAAGGUUUACCCUUGCCCCAAGCUGUGGCUAGACGCAAUGCCAGGGAACGCAAUCGGGUCAAACAGGUCAACAAUGGUUUUGCUGCUCUGCGAGAACGCAUACCCGAGGAGGUGGCCGAGGCCUUUGAGGCCCAAAGCUCUUGCAAGAAUAAUGGCAAGAAACUCAGCAAAGUGGAAACUUUGCGCAUGGCUGUGGAAUACAUACGAUCACUGGAACGUUUGCUGGGUUUUGAUUUCCCUCUACCCAAUGGCAGCCUCAACAUGCACUCCACCUCUUCGAGUGGCGAGGAUAGCUUCUCCAUGAUCAAAGAUGAAUUUGAGGCCUACUCACCCAGCAUGGAUGAACAUUUUGAGGAUUCCCUCAGUCACUAUGAUUCCGAGGAGUAUUUUUGCCAACAGACCUCUUCACCGGCAGCUGUUAUGCCAGCAGCUCCUCCUUGCGGCAGUCCCAUGCCACAAAUAGAUAUGCUGCCCAAUAUCACCACCUUGAAUGGCUUGCAAUAUAUCAGAAUUCCAGGGACAAAUACCUAUCAAUUGUUGACCCCAGAAAUAUUUGUGGGCACUGCUGCCUCACCGCCAUCAUCGACGGUGGAUGAGGAGCAUUUCAAUGCUCUAAUUGACACUAAUUGCGCAAGUCCAAAUUCAAUGUCGUCACCAAGAUGUUCACCAACGGCAAUGACCACAACCACAUCCAUGGCACACGUUACAGCUGAGGAGGUGAAUGGUUCAUCGCCGUCUUCUGCUUCUUCAUCAUCAUCAUCAUCGGCGUCUUCGUCUUGCUCACCAACCUCAAUUAUCAACACAACGAGUAGGGUGAUGGCCAGAGCGGAAGCAGCACCUGUCUCACAGGCAACAGUAAAAUGUGUAAAUUCAGCGGCAAUAGGGUCAGCAGCAGGUUUGUUAUCAUCGUCUUCAUCAUCAUUAUCAUCAUCUGCAACGGCGAUUAUGAGAAUAUCGCCCGUGCCACUACAGCAACAACAACAACUACCCAUUAUAAGCAUGUUAACAACCCCCAGUUCAAGAGCUAAUGAAAGUCCAACAUUACAGGGGACGUUGAUAACAACACCUGCCAACGCCACCGCCAUCAUCGGUGGGCACAAUGAUCAAUGCCUGGCUCAAAUGGAAGGCUUACGAGAAACGUGUGCCUCGGAUGUUAACCCACGGUCACAACAUUUGAUGGCAACACAGCUCAUUAAACAAGAAUUUGAGGAAGCCAACAUCAUCUAUCAUCAACAGCAACAACAACAACAACAACAACAUCAAGAGUCACAUAACAAUAUUACGAAUAGGCAACAACAACAACACCUUUAUAUGAUACCCAACUCCAUGGCCAUGUCCCCACCUUUGGAGAGACAAACACCCACCUCUAUAACAACCACCUCCAGCAAUUCCGCCCAUUUAGCCCAAUUUUAUACCGCCAACACACAAUCGACGAAUCAACACUUCUUUGGCGAUAUAGCGAAUCUUAAAAAGGAAUUCAAUGAAGAUAUACUCGAUGUGCCUCACAAUGCCAAUGUCAUGUCGGAUGAGAGUAUGAUUGAAUCCAUUGAUUGGUGGGAGGCCCACACACCCAAAUCUGAGGGAGGAUCCGUUAUGUUGUAG